AUGAUACUCCAGAGGAUUCUGGAAGAUGAUGACCAACAAGGUCCUGAAAGAGAGGAGGAGGAGGCGGCAAUGAAGGGCAACAGAGAAGCAUUCAGGAAGAUCUCAGUGAAUAUCCUGCAGAGCAUGAACCAGGAGCAGCUGGUCCAACGUCUGUGGGGAGAAAGAAGGGCUGUAACCUCUGACGUGAAAGAGAGUCUUAAGAGAAAGUUCCGGCACAUAAAUGAGGGGAUUGCAAGAGCUGGAGAAACAACCCUUCUAAACGACAUCUACACAGAGGUCUUCAUCUGUCAGGGGUUUACAGACCAUAUCAAUGAGGAGCACGAGGUCCGAAAGGUUGAAGCAGCUGCCAGGAGACACACUCUACCAGGAAAAACCAUCCGACGACAGGACCUUUUACAGGACCAUGAUGGCAGAACUCUGCUGACUAUGGGCGUGGCUGGAAUCGGGAAAACAGUCCUGACCCAGAAGGUGACUCUGGACUGGGCUGAAGACAAAGCCCACCAGAACUUUGACCUGGUCUUUCCCCUCACCUUCAGAGAGCUCAAUAUGCUGAAAGAGAAGAUGAUGAGUUUGGUGGACCUUAUUAGUCGCUUCUUUCCUGAAACAAAAAAAGCAAACCCCAACAGUUUUGAAGAAUUCCAUGUUCUGUUCAUCUUUGAUGGUUUGGACGAGUGUCGACUUCCACUAGACUACCACAAAAACCGUGUCCUCAAGACAGUGACAGAAGCUGACUCAUUAGAUGUGCUGCUGACAAACCUCAUUAAAGGGAAUCUGCUUAACUCAGCUCGCCUCUGGUUGACCACACGACCUGCAGCAGCCAAUCGGAUCCCUCCUGAGUGUGUGGACAUGGUGACAGAGGUCAGAGGAUUCACCGACCCCCAGAAAGAAGAGUACUUCAGGAAAAAGUUCAAAGAUAACACACAGAGUAACAAAAUCCUCUCUCAUGUGAAGACUUCACGAAGCCUCUACAUCAUGUGCCACAUCCCAAUCUUCUGUUGGAUCACUGCCACAAUUCUGGAGGACUUGUUGAAGAGAAGCGAGGCAGGGGAGCUGCCCAAAACCCUGACUGAGAUGUACAUCCACUUUCUAGUUGUUCAGGCCAAAGUGAAGAUAGGAAGAUAUGAUGGUGGACACUUGACAGACUCACACUGGACAAAAGACAGCAAGAAGAUGAUUAGGCGUCUGGGAAAACUGGCUUUUGAACAGCUACAGAAAGGAAACUUGAUUUUCUAUGAAUCCGACCUGACUGAGAGUGGCAUCAAAGUCAAAGCUGCAGCACUUUAUUCAGGUGUGUUCACGCAGAUCUUCAGAGAGGAGGGAAAUCUAUACCAGGAGAAGGUGUUCUGCUUCGUUCAUCUGAGUGUUCAAGAGUUUCUGGCAGCUCUUUAUGUUCACAUGAGGUUUAGUAAUUUUGGAUUCAAUCUUCUGCAAGAAGGACAACCAGCAGCAGCCUUUAGAUUUAAGCUUAGGUAUCAGCGGUUCUACAGAACUGCCUUAAAUAAAGCUGUGGAGAGUCCAAACGGACACCUGGACUUGCUGCUUCGAUUUCUUGUGGGUCUCUCACUUGAGUCAAACCAGAUUCUCCUGAAAGGUUUGUCUGAAGAGACUGGAGGAGCCUGGACCAGCCAGAAGACUGCUGAGCUCAUCAAGGAGAAAAUGAGAGACAGUGAGGUCAAGUCUCAAGACAGAAUAAUGAACCUGUUUCACUGUUUAAUUGAAGUGAAGGACACUUCUCUGGUGGAGGAGAUCCAACAGAUGCUGGAAUCAGGACGCCUCUCCACACAGCGACUGUCUUCUUCUCAAUGGACAGCUCUGGCCUUCAUUUUGCUAACCUCACAAGAAGAUCAGUUUGACCUGUACAAAUGUGGGGCUUCUGAGGAGGCUUUUCAAAAUCUGCUGCCCGUUAUUCCAGCUUCAAAAAAAGCUCUGCUGAGAUGCUGCGGUCUCUCGAUGAACAGCUGUGAAGCCCUGUCAUCAGUGCUUCAGUCUCCAUCCUCUAAACUGACAGAACUGGACCUGAGUAAUAACGUCCUGAAGGACUCUGGUAUAAAACUGCUGUGUGAAGGCCUCAAGAGCCCCAAAUGUCAGCUGGAGACCCUGAGGCUGAGACUCUGUGGGCUGUCAAAGCAAAGUUGUCCACACCUGUCUUCAGUCCUUGAGUGUCCUUCUUCCCGUCUGACGAACCUGGACCUGAGUGACAACGACCUGAAGGGCGCCGGAGUGAAGCUUUUGUCUGCUGGACUGAAGAGUCCACACUGUCAUCUGGAGACUCUCAGUCUGUCUGGGUGUCUGGUCACGGAGGAGGGGUGUGCCUCUCUGGCCUCUGCUCUGAGAGCCAACCAUAUGUCCCAUCUCAGAGAGUUGGACCUGAGCAGGAAUUAUCCAUUUGGACAAGGACUGGACCUUCUAAAACGGAGGACUCAGAUAGCUAUCAAGGUACUCAAUUGUGACCAGCAGAAACUGCAGCGAGGAGUGAGGAAGUACUUCUGUCAGUUCACCCUGGACCCAGACACAGCACACCAGCGCCUCCGACUGACCAACAACAACAAGACAGCAGAACUUAUGAGAGAGGAUCAGAACCAUCCCUUCAGUCCACGUAGGUUCAUGUCAUUUCCUCAACUAGUGAGUGAGAACAGUCUCGCUGGUCACAGCUACUGGGAGGUGGAGCAUCAACGGGAUGUUGUGAUUGCUGUCACUUACAGACAGUACAGAGAUACAAAGGAAUUUGAGUUUGGACAGAACAAUUGGUCCUGGAGUCUGAAAUGUUUGGAUGGUGUCAGCUACAAGAUCUGUCACAACAAGGUCAACCAGUUGAUCAAGUUCGACAUUGACGCUGACAGAGUGGGCGUGUACGUGGACUGGAGUGCAGGCAUGUUGUCCUUUUACAGAGUGGUCAAUGACACACUGAUCCACAUCCACACCUUCUACACCUCCUUCACUCAGCCCCUCUACCCUGCCUUUGGAUUCAAGCCGAUGAGUUUUGGUUCUUCAGUCACUCUGUCUGGUCUUGAUGAGUUUUAUGUGCUGUGA
Messenger RNA from Synchiropus splendidus (mandarinfish), 3030 nucleotides. Its product is annotated as NACHT, LRR and PYD domains-containing protein 3-like. The record is from RefSeq and is a predicted model, not a curated record. Gene Ontology annotation, molecular function: protein binding. Lineage: Eukaryota; Metazoa; Chordata; Actinopteri; Syngnathiformes; Callionymidae. The transcript is spliced from 7 exons. The coding region runs from base 1 to 3030 and encodes 1009 amino acids.